Messenger RNA from Grosmannia clavigera kw1407, 3102 nucleotides. RefSeq names its product methylmalonate-semialdehyde dehydrogenase. Gene Ontology annotation, molecular function: malonate-semialdehyde dehydrogenase (acetylating, [NAD(P)+]) activity; methylmalonate-semialdehyde dehydrogenase (acylating, NAD+) activity. The transcript has 4 exons. Gene Ontology annotation, biological process: L-valine catabolic process; thymine catabolic process. The coding region runs from base 1 to 3102 and encodes 1033 amino acids. Lineage: Eukaryota; Fungi; Ascomycota; Sordariomycetes; Ophiostomatales; Ophiostomataceae. The record is from RefSeq and is a predicted model, not a curated record. Gene Ontology annotation, cellular component: mitochondrion.
AUGAUGGCAGGUUCUUCUACGGCUGCUGAGGCGGCGAUGCACGGCCUCAACACGACGGCCAAGAGCUUUCCAACCACACACGACAAGAUUGCCGAGCCGUUGGUCACGCCAUACUUUGUGGACAACGAGUUCCGGCUGUCGGCGACGCGGGAGUUUGUCGAUGUGUACGACCCGGCCACGGACAAUGUGGUGACGCGGGUGCCGCUCAUGACCACGGGCGAGCUGACGGCCGCGGUUGCCUCGGCGCAGGAGGCGUUCCCGGCAUGGAAGCGGACGUCGGUGAUCGCUCGGCAGCGGAUUGCCUUCAAGUUUGUGGAGCUUAUAAAGGAGAACUGGGACCGACUGGCGGCGAUCAUCACGCUGGAGCAGGGUAAGACCGUGGCCGAUGCCCGGGGCGACGUCCUGCGCGGCCUGCAGGUGGCAGAGGCUGCGUGUGCCGGCCCAGAAUACAUGAAAGGCGAGGUGCUCGAAGUCUCGCGGGACAUGGAGACGCGCAGCUAUCGGGAGCCUUUGGGCGUGGUUGCUGCCAUCUGCCCGUUUAACUUCCCGGCUAUGAUUCCUUUGUGGUGUAUUCCGAUGGCUGUUAUUACCGGAAACACGGUAGUGCUGAAGCCAUCAGAGCGUACGCCAGGCGCAGCAACGGUGCUCGCCGACAUCGCCCGGCAGGCAGGCUUUCCCAACGGCGUUAUUAACGUCGUACAUGGUGCCCAUAACACGGUGAACUUCCUGCUCGACGCUCCAGAGAUCAAGGCGAUUAGCUUCGUCGGCAGCAACAAGGCGGGCGAGUACAUCUACACGCGGGGCUCGGCGAACGGCAAGCGGGUGCAGGCCAACCUGGGCGCGAAGAACCAUGCGAUUGUGUCGCCCGACUGCGACAAGGACCACUUCAUCGCGUCGACGAUUAGCGCGGCCUUUGGUGCAGCCGGGCAGCGCUGUAUGGCGCUAAGCGUGAUGGUUGCUGUAGGCGAAGCAAAGCAGUGGAUUCCCGAUCUGGUGCAGAAGACUAAGGAACUCCGUGCAGACGGAGGAUUCGAAGCCGGCGCGGACUUUGGGCCGGUCAUCUCCAAGCACAGCCAGGAGAGGAUCAUUAGCCUCAUCGGCAGCGCUGAGGAGGAGGGUGCUAAGAUUAUCCUAGACGGCCGUGGCUAUGCCCCUGAGAAGUACCCGACCGGCUACUGGGUCGGGCCGACGAUCAUUGAAGGCGUGACGACGAGCAUGAAGUGCUACACGGAGGAGAUUUUCGGCCCAGUCCUGGUGAUCCUGACGGUCGAUACGCUGGACGAGGCGAUUGAGCUCGUCAACGCGAACCCUUACGGCAAUGGUGCGGCCAUCUUCACCAAGUCGGGCGCGGUGGCGGAGCGAUUCAGAAAGAACAUUGAGGCUGGACAGGUGGGCAUCAACGUACCGAUCCCAGUGCCUCUGCCGAUGUUUUCGUUCACGGGCAACAAGAGGAGCGUGGCUGGCGGCGGUGCCAACACGUUUUACGGCAAGCCUGGCGUCAGCUUUUACACGCAGCAAAAGACGGUGACAGCAAGAUGGCCGAAUGUGGAGGCUGUGGCGACUAAGCCGGACAUGACGAUGCCGAAUGCAUUGGUACAGCGGGCUAUCUUGAGGCGCUUGGUGUGGCGAGUAUCGAUGGGUCAGCAGCGACGAGGACAGCACCAGCAGACAAGCGAUGAUGGCGGGCAUUUAUCGUUUGCGCAGCAGCGGCAGUUGGAGGCAGAGGCCGUGCGAAAACGGCGACAGGCGAGCGUGCCACUAUACGACAUUCCACCGGUGGUGCUCGACCUGGACGCGGAAGGAAGUCGACACGUGCGGCCAUACGACGAGGCGAUGGAGACGGCCGAGACGGCCAGAUGGCGGGGAGCCCACGCAUCGAUUGACAAGCUGACCGAACGGCUGGCAGCGUUUGCCGAGGAGUCCGAGGCUGCCGAUGCCAGGCUCACGGCCGUAGCAUUGGGGUUGACGCCUUGGAGGACAAACGGCUCCAACGGUUCGGUCAUGCGUCGGCUUCUGUACGAAAACGGCGUGUCAGAUCGAAUUGCGGCCGACCCGGCCAAGACGGUUCGCUUCCUGCUGCAGCGACAGGCCAUGGCUGCGCGCGAGGGUCGAGACGAGAGCCGGAGCCUGCCUCUCGACAGCGUCAAGGGCUUCUCUGCUGCGCUGGCACGCUGCAGCAGCUUCAUCGAGGUGCGACGUCUGCUGACGCUGGCCAGCCAUUUGUCCAGCCGCGGCUGCCAAGUGGUGGCCCACGAGGGAGGGACCAUCGCGGCGCGUCUGGUCUCGCUGACAGCUUCUUCCUCGCCGGACGCCUCCACCACGACCCUGGUCAUGCUGCUGAACCUCAGCCACCGCUUCCAAGCCGAAGACGUCGGCCUGGGCGCUCCCCUGUGCAGUCUCGGCCUGCAAGCGGCCGCGGCCGCGCUGGAGCCGGCCGCCAUGCAGCGCUUCCUCGACAUCGGACUCGCCCGGGACUACUACAGAAGCAGGGCCUCCGCGGCUGUCGUGCAGGCGGCACUCUCGACCGUCUGCGCGGAACUGCAUCGUCGACGGGCCCGUCAGAGACAGGCGGGUGACGGCUCGCUGGCAGACCUUUUUCUCGUUCUGGUCUCCUUCCGGACAGCCGUUCUCGCUGCAGCCUCUGCGACGACAGACGCGAUCAGCCUGUCAUCUGCGUCACAGCCCUCGUGCGAGGCCUAUCUAGCCGUGCUGGCCGAGCUCGGGGCCGUGCGGACGUUGUGGCAGGAGCUGCGGCUCUGCAGCAGCGGAAUCGACAUUUCCAGUGCGGACAUGCUGACUACGGCUGUUCUCCGCUACGCGGAAUACACGGCAGGUGAGCCAGACAGCAGGCUGGUCGAUGGAAGCGCCGACGUGGAGGACGGUCGUCGGUUGCGUCUGCUGGACCGCCAGAUGCUGCGCGCGUAUGACGAGACGACAGAGGCAAGGGCAAGGGAAGCGAAAGGGGGAGGGGAAACGGCCGUGCAACGAGGAGCACGCAGCAAGCAGUUUCAGACCGAUGUGAUCGAGGCUUUCAGCCGGACAACAGCACAGGAAGCCACGGACAGUAUACAGGCAAUCGUCUGGAAGGUUUCGCCUGUCUAG